UUUCGGUUAAGAAAAUAAAAUUUUUGGGAUGGAAUAAACAAGAAUAUGCUUAGGCAUCCAAUGGCUUCAUCUUCUCUUCUUCAUCUCCACGAGAAGUGAGAUAAAAAUCACAAGGAAACGCCCUCACUCCAAAAGCCUUCAAGCUUCUUCUCGACUCUGAACAAGUUCCUAAACCCCUCACUUCAACUUCUUGGCUACUUUUUUUUUGUCUUGCAGGUGAAUGUGUUUUCUAUAGAAUCAAGAACAAAAUGGCGUAUCUACUCUCAGCUUCAUGCCCUUUAGCUAUCUCCUUAACCAGCAGCAGCAAGAACUCGGUUAAACCGUUUGGUUUAAAUCAAACAUUCUUCAACCCCCAACCCCUUUCAAACUCUUCCUCUCUCAAAGGACUUCUCUUCCAAGAGACGAAACCUAAAAGAAGAAGAAGCUGCGUCUUCCUAGCAACCGCUACAAGCCAACAAGCACCACCCGAAACCUCCACCAACAACAACAACUCACCCUCCAAACCCAAACGCGUCAUGGUCAUCGGCGGAGACGGUUACUGCGGCUGGGCCACUGCUCUCCACUUAUCCAAAAAGAACUACGAAGUCGCCAUCGUCGACAACCUCGUCAGACGCCUCUUCGACCACCAGCUUGGUCUCGAGUCAUUAACUCCCAUAGCGUCGAUCCACGACCGUAUCAGCCGUUGGAAGGCCUUGACAGGGAAGACAAUUGACCUAUACAUUGGAGACAUCUGCGACUUCGAGUUCUUAGCUGACUCUUUCAACUCCUUUGAGCCUGACUCCGUUGUCCACUUCGGUGAACAACGCUCUGCUCCUUACUCUAUGAUAGACCGUUCCAGAGCCGUGUUCACGCAGCACAACAAUGUCAUAGGCACUCUCAACGUCCUCUUUGCGAUCAAAGAGUUUCGAGAAGAGUGUCAUCUCGUGAAGCUUGGGACGAUGGGAGAGUAUGGGACUCCGAACAUCGAUAUCGAGGAAGGGUAUAUAACGAUAACGCAUAAUGGUAGGACUGAUACGCUGCCGUAUCCGAAGCAGGCUAGCUCGUUUUAUCAUCUUAGCAAGGUUCACGACUCGCACAACAUUGCUUUUACUUGCAAGGCGUGGGGGAUUAGAGCUACUGAUCUUAACCAAGGAGUUGUUUAUGGUGUGAAGACUGAUGAGACUGAGAUGCAUGAGGAGCUGAGGAACCGGUUGGAUUAUGAUGCUGUGUUUGGUACUGCUCUUAACCGGUUCUGUGUGCAAGCUGCUGUUGGUCACCCACUUACGGUUUAUGGUAAAGGUGGCCAGACAAGAGGCUACCUUGAUAUAAGAGACACGGUCCAAUGUGUUGAGCUAGCUAUAGCGAACCCUGCAAAGGCGGGUGAGUUCAGGGUAUUCAACCAGUUCACAGAACAGUUCUCAGUCAACGAGCUGGCGUCGCUGGUGACUAAAGCGGGUUUAAAGCUUGGUCUGGACGUGACAAAGAUGACAGUGCCUAACCCGAGAGUGGAGGCGGAAGAGCAUUACUACAACGCAAAGCACACAAAGCUGAUGGAACUUGGACUUGAGCCUCAUUAUCUCUCUGAGUCACUUCUUGAUUCGUUGCUCAACUUUGCUGUUCAGUUUAGGGAUCGUGUGGACAAAAAGCAGAUCAUGCCUAGUGUUUCUUGGAAGAAGAUUGGUGUCAAGACUAAGUCCAUGAACCCCUAAGGAGUCCAGUUUAUUGUUAGUACACUGAAGGGAGAUUAUUAGAUUAUAUGCGAGAGUUGUGUUGUUUGUUAUCCUUCAAAACUUUAUUUGUGCUCAAGUAGUUUGUCCUUACAUAUUGUGCAGGUUUUUAUUUUGA
Molecule: messenger RNA, 1824 nt
Organism: Brassica rapa (field mustard)
Lineage: Eukaryota; Viridiplantae; Streptophyta; Magnoliopsida; Brassicales; Brassicaceae
Product: UDP-sulfoquinovose synthase, chloroplastic
Source: RefSeq, a predicted model, not a curated record